UAAGAGAGGCAGCACCUGUCAAAAUUUAUAAAUAAACAAUUGUUAAGUUACACAAACAGAAACAGUAAAUGCGUCAAACAAGUGCAAAUAAGAAAAAAAAAGCUAAUUAUUAUAGUAACUAAUUAUUAACAAUGGAUGAAGAAACAUUAAACAGAUUAGCUGCAGAAGCAUUAAUUGAAGAAGCUAAAAUAGGAGCAAAAAGAGCCGAAGUGAUGGGUCCAAGUGGAUGGGUAAAGCCUAGAGAAACAAUCAAUAAACGAUUUCUGCAUUCAACACUGCGUAAUGCAAUAAUAUCAAACAAACACCGACACAAAGAGAGUAAGGACCGGGACAGUUCAAAGUCACGUAAAAAAAAUUAAUAAAAAUAACGCUAGCUUAAGAAAUAUUUCAUCUAAAUUUAUUUUUUCUAUAAAAAAGAUAAAAUAACAAAUUGUU
Molecule: messenger RNA, 435 nt
Organism: Cotesia glomerata
Lineage: Eukaryota; Metazoa; Arthropoda; Insecta; Hymenoptera; Braconidae
Product: protein POLR1D-like
Exons: 2
Coding region: 132-359 (75 amino acids)
Source: RefSeq, a predicted model, not a curated record